Molecule: messenger RNA, 2157 nt
Organism: Recurvomyces mirabilis
Lineage: Eukaryota; Fungi; Ascomycota; Dothideomycetes; Mycosphaerellales; Teratosphaeriaceae
Exons: 1
Coding region: 1-2157 (718 amino acids)
Biological process (GO): mRNA processing
Cellular component (GO): nucleus
Molecular function (GO): RNA binding
Source: RefSeq, a predicted model, not a curated record
AUGUCCUCCCACAAGCGCACUCGAGACGCCGCCUUCUCACAGAAUAAUGACGGCCUACCACCUCACGCCCCGUAUGCACUGUACGGCACACCGCUUCCAGCCUACAAUCCGGACAUAAGAGACGACGGCAGCUUCGUUCCACUAUGGAAACAAGAAGUCACGGAUGAGCGAGGGCGGAAACGUCUCCAUGGCGCUUUUACUGGAGGUUUCAGUGCUGGGUACUUCAAUACUGUAGGGUCGAAAGAGGGAUGGACGCCGAGUAUGUUCGUGUCUUCGAGGCAAAAUAAAGCGGAUGCGAAAGAUGGGGAGGUUAAGAAGCAGCAGCAGCAGCAACGGCCGGAGGAUUUCAUGGACGAGGAGGAUCUGGCUGAGCGGGCUGAGUCGCAAGUGCUGGAGACGAACGGUGCUUUCGCGGGUUUGGGUUCGAGCGGAGGAGGUGCUGGUGGAGAGAAGGGUAUGUUCGCCGAUCUGUUCCGGAGUUCGGGAGAGACGAUGGGUGUGAAGCUGCUGCAGCGAAUGGGUUGGAGACCCGGUCAGGGGGUUGGACCGCGUGUGAAGCGGAAGGCGAAGGGCGAUGAGAAGGGAGAGGUGCAUUCGUUUGCUCCUGAGAAUUCGAGGAUGAUUACUUUUCAUCGCAAGACUGAUCGGAAGGGUUUGGGUUUUGCGGGGGAGGGUAGACUGGAGGAGUAUAGUGAUGCUGUGAGAAGGGAUGAGGAUGAGGAAGAUGGGUGGGAUGCCCGGAUCCUUCAGACGAACAGGUCGAAAAUCAGCCUCAAGGGCAAGAAGCCGAAGAAAUCUGGGUUUGGGGUUGGAGUGCUUAAUGAUAAUGGGUCUGAUGACGACGAUCCUUAUGCGAUUGGGCCACAGAUCAACUAUAGUCGCAUAAUAGGCGGCAACAAGAGAAAGAAGAAAGGAGGUCUCGUGUCGAGCAACGCCAAUUCUUCAACCAUCAGGCCCGUGUCCACAGCCAAGAAACUCACGCAACGCACAGCCACCUCAGGUGGCUUCCGCAAAUGCCAUGAUGGCCGCUUACCACUCGAUGGCUUCGUCCUGUCUUUAGCCCCGUUGACAUUGACCGAAGAGAACAAGCAUCCGCCACCCGAAGUACCCUUAGGCUGGAUAUCAAGCAAAACCGCCUCAGUCGACCCAUCCAGCGCAGCGACCUAUACAUCAACCGCAGACGCCGCAAAGGCCUCCUCACUCGACCCCAAGGCCCGCGCUGCUUUACUCGGCGAACAACAGCUCCCUGGGAAAUCCAUUUUCGACUUCCUCACCCCCUCUACCCGAGAUAGACUCGCCACAGCAAGCGGUCGUACUAACCUACCUCCUGCUCUUAGCGAAGCAGCACCAGCCGGCCACAAAAAAAGUACAGCAGAUAAGACCCGCACACUCUGGGAUCUCGUUCCGCCACUCGCCAAGGAGACUGCACUAGCGGCUCUCCAUCGUGGAAGUACAGGGUGGAUGCCGUAUGCCGAGGACGAGGACAAGAGGGAGCGGUAUAGGUAUUUUCUGCGGUUGAGAGCGGGGCAGGCGGACCAAUUACCUGAUCGGCCGAAGGAUGCCUCGACGCAAGAAUGGUGUAAAGAGAUGAGGGAAUUUGCUCAAGCUGCUGAGGUCUUUAGGCCUAUUUCGGGAUUGAUGGCUAGUCGAUUUACUUCUUCUUCCGCGUCCGCGCCACGAUUGGUGAAUGAUGCGCCGGACACUGCCCCCGUCCCGCAGGAGAAAGUCGAGGAUCCGGCGGAGAAAGCGGCGAAAAUGGGGAUGUAUGGACCUUUGACGAGGAGUACCGCGGUCUUUUAUCCGACGAGAUUACUGUGUAAGAGGUUUAAUGUCAAACCUCCUGCUAAUGUUGCGGCGGGGAAUGAGGACGGGGAGGGCGAGGUGGCGGAUAAGAGGUUGGAAGUUGUGGGGCAGGCUAGUCUGGAGAGGAUGAUGAGGGAGGCGAGGUGGUCUCAGCAGAAGGGUGGUAGUUCUUCGGCUGGGGUGGACGGUGGGAACGUUGAUGAUGGUGGUGGCGAGCAGGAAGGUAUAGAGAUUGCGGUAAGAGUCCAGCCAACGAAGGUAGAUGCUGAGAAGAAUGAGGCAUUGGAGGGGCAGAAGGCUGGAGAGGCUGUCUUUAGAGCGAUAUUUGGGAGCGAUGACGGAGAAGAUGAGUGA